Xyrauchen texanus (razorback sucker) is the source of this 2111-nucleotide messenger RNA. RefSeq lists its product as uncharacterized. Lineage: Eukaryota; Metazoa; Chordata; Actinopteri; Cypriniformes; Catostomidae. The record is from RefSeq and is a predicted model, not a curated record. Gene Ontology annotation, molecular function: protein binding. Bases 192 to 695 code for a protein of 167 amino acids. The transcript has 7 exons.
AAGUUUUCUACGUUCGUCAGAGCCCGGUCUGCACCGAAGUCUGUCGGUGGAGCGCGAGCAUCAGUGAGCCUCAUAGACUCUCUGUAGUUUUAACAACACUUGCUGUUUUUGCCUUUUACUGGCAGCAUGUGGCCAGAGCAUCACCUGGAGGCAGCACAGAUACUAGAGUUUGUGUAGGAUCAUACUUCAGUAUGGAGCAAAUCUACACUCAGAGUCAUGAAGAGUUUGAAGUGUUCACUACUGUGAUGUCCCCUCAAGUUUGUCGUCGGAGAAUGAUAUUGAAGCACCAAGGAGAAAUGGUGGUCGUGGCAGCAGGCUACAGUGCAGAGUGUGAUGAUGAGGUGUGUGUAUGUCCCGGUGAAGUCGUGCUACUGCUGUAUCAGGAAAAUCCUGACUGGUGUUAUGUCCGACUACAGAACGGAAAAGAGGGAUACCUCCCCACUGCCUGCUUCACACAGGAGUCAUUGAAGCCUAUAGAGACUCAUCUGCAACAGAGCUCCAUGCAGAAAUCAUCUGAUGAUCGGUCUGGCUGUGCACGAGGGCACUCUCUGAAACUGCCACGGCGAGCAUCUCUGGCAGGUGUGCCAGGUUCACCUCGACUGCUUAAGCGACUGCUGUCUCGUCCCCGUCGACGCAGUGAUGGACAGGCCGUGCGUUUAAUCGGCUCCAUCAAUCCUGCAUACCAUCCAGACUGAUUUGACCCCAAGCUCUGGCCAUCUACCAGGCCCAAACCCCAUCUCUAGAGCUGUAAGCCACAUAAAACUAGGACAGUGUGAUGGCAGAGUUUAAUCUGUACACAGCUCCAUCUGCAGAUGCCAAGGGCAAACAGCAGCACAGAGUGUCCUGCUCAAGGAUUAGGGCCUCAGUUACUCGCCAGUUCAACUGCAAAUGGUGCACAGAUUCUGAUAUGUAAAUAUUGUAAAUAAUUUUCAUUAAAAGAUUUGACAUUUGGCUGUUGUAACACUAAUUUCAAUUAUUACUGCUAUAAUCAGUAUGCAAUUUUUUUUUAAUUUAAUUUUUUUAUGGGGGGUGUAAAAAAAAAGAGGCUUGAAAUCCACCAAAGAAAGUCAAAAUAAAAAGGCUGGAGUAUCUUUCAACUCAUCCUUCAGGAAAAUUUCAAAACAUGAUUUCAAUGAGUAAUAUCACAGACAUUGUCUGAGGUGGUCAGAAUAUGAAGUAUCUAAAAAGGUUUUGUUAUCUAAAUGAAAUGAUAUGCCAUUUGCUGCAAAGGAAUAUUCUGGGUUCAACGCAAAUUUGUAGCAUUUUGACUCUUCCCGUAUUUAUUUAAAAACACGGUUACAAAAAGGCAUUUACACUGGAAGUGAAUGGGGGCCAGACCAUAAAUAUUUAAUUACACACUUUUAUACACAGUUUCAAAAGGGUUGACACACGACAUGAACAUUGUGUUAACAUGACUAUAGUGUGAUAAAAUCACGAGUUUACUCGUGUUGCGUUGUCAUGGCAACACAGUUGUAAUAUUGGAAUAACUAAAAAUAUUAAACUAAACUCAUGUUAAAGGAAUAUUCAGGGUUUUAUACAAGUUAAGCUCAAUCGACAGCAUUUAUGUCAUAAUAUUUAUUACCACCAAAAAUUAUUUUGACUUUCUUGGAAAAAGCUAAAUCUGCUUUCCACUGAGGCACUUACAAUGGAAGUGAAUGGGGCUAAUACGUUAAAAUUCUCACAGAGUCAAAAGUAUAGCCAAAAAACCUAAUAUGUGUGUUAACAUGAUUUUAGUGUGAUAAAAUCACUUACUAACCUUUUCUAUGUAAAAUUAUAGCCAAUUUUACAACUUCUUUGCCAUGACGAUGCAAUGUCAACAAACUCUAAAGCGAUUAUAAAACAAUGUUUUAAACAAUGUUAAAGCUCAAAUAAUUCACAAGUUUUAACAGAAGAUUGAAUGCAAGUUCUUUUAUAAAAUUACAAAUAAACAUUUCUGUUUAAACCCUAUUAAAAUUGGCCCCAUACACUUCCAUUGUAAGUGCCUCACUGUGACACAGAUUUUCGUUUUUAUCAAAGAAAAGUUGGAACGAGUCUAAAUACAUUUUUGAGGUAAUCAACAUUAUGCCACAAAUGCUGUUGAUUGAGCUUAACUUGUAUUGAACCCGGAAUAU